Molecule: messenger RNA, 731 nt
Organism: Actinia tenebrosa (Australian red waratah sea anemone)
Lineage: Eukaryota; Metazoa; Cnidaria; Anthozoa; Actiniaria; Actiniidae
Source: RefSeq, a predicted model, not a curated record
UAUACCUUUACGGCUUAUUGUUCCCUUUCUUUAAGGUCUUUGACAACGUUGAUGUCAAACCAGAAGUAUACUUGGCAGCACGUCAUGUUUAACAUCCACUAUACCGACAGCAAACACGAGAACCAUGUUAGAGGUGGAAACAUCAGAAAAGUAAAUCAGAAGUCCACUUCUUUUUGUAGUCAUCUGGACAUUGACGAUCAAGACUAUCCUCAAACUGCCCUCUUUACCUGUCAAGACUCAGAUCAGAAAAUUGAAGGUCACGUGAUUACCAAUCUAGCCACCUGCGAUGUAAGGCACUGCGGUAUGGUUUGUUCCAGACAUGCGCAGUGCGUUUCGUUCAAUUAUUGUGACUCAUCAAAUACGUCGUGCAAUUCCUUUCCGUCAAACUGUGAGCUGAACAGUUCUAAAUAUGGACAGAAAAGCAAAAGAGGAGAAAGUUUUAAAUUCUGUGUUCUUCUUAGGAAAUUUUAGCUAGUAGUUCUCAUCUUUGAGUAAUAUGAUAACUAUGAUAACAUGAUGACGAUGAUACGAUAACACCUACAGUCGACUCUCCCGUAAGCGAUCACCCCGGGGCCAGGAGAAAGUGGUCGCUUACAGGAGAUGGUCGCUUACUAGAGAGUUAACACAGGAAGCCCAAACAAUGGGAAUCCCAACACAGGAAGCCUCAACCAUUUAUAAUUUGUAACUCACGUGUUAAAACUAACGAUUUAACUGUUUGGAUUAACGAUUAA